AUAAGUCAGUCCAGCUCCAUCCAUGGUUCCAUCGCCCCGUUUUUAGUAUCUUGUUUGGCUUGUUACAGGUUUAAUUGAUUUUUCUCUCUCUUCUCUUCUCAUCUCUCGUCUUACUCUCUCACUUUCUUCUUGCAAUUCCUCUUCUCUCUCUCUCUCUCUCUCUCGUCUCUCACCCUCUGCCUCUGAAUUGUCAACUCAACUUCCAACUCCUACUUCAUCGCUUCUGACGAUCCGGAUCGCUGAUCAUUCCGUGUCCCCACUCUGUCAUAUCUCUAUCUUCUCUUAUCCUCAUUGAUAGUCAACAAAAGAAGAGAGAAAAUGGCCAUCCGCGAUAAAGAAAAAGAAAACCGCCCUCGCGGCCUCCGCAUGCCCUCCCUCUCCGCCAUCAAAUUCAAAAAGACCAAUCACCAAAGCCCCCCGGACUCUCCGCCCACCGAGCUCCCCCCAGAGAUCUCUCUCUUCCCGGCCUAUCCCGCGCGCACCGACUCCGUGCCCGUUCGUCCUCCCAGACCGCACGAGAAGGAGCUGCCGCCGAAUCCAUUGCCUUUGCUUCCUCCGUUUCCUGCUGCGUCGGCCAGUUCGUCGUCUGGAUAUCGCGAUCAGGGCCCGCCGCUUCCGCCGCUGCCCCCGCAGGAUCGGGAUCUCUCCCCGCGGAAUUUGUCCCCUGCUGCGUCACCGCCGAGUUCUAUGCCGGGGUUUGCGGCGAAUUCGCAUGCCAACUUUUCGCCUACCUCGCCUCCCAAUCACACUGGCUUCUCUCCGUCAAACCGCUUUGACUCCUCCCCCAGCUCGCCCCCCAGUCAUGCCGGCUUCUCCCCCAACUCUCCCCCCAACCGCACCGACUCCGCCCCCGUCAAGCGCGUCCCCAGCAUCCCCCGCGUGCCUGUCCCAAAAUCCGAAAAACCUCCGCUGCCCGUGCAACGACCAACCCCACCCUCCAGCAUAAAUCACGACAUCGACGAGCCACCGCGCAGACAGCCCAGCGCCGCAGAGCAACAACACCAACAUCAACAGCAAGAGGAAGAAGAGGAAGAAGAGGAAGACCCCCUCGAAGACUUCAUCCCAGACCCCGAAGUAGACCGGGUGCACCCCCACCCCGAACACGAGCACGAGAACGAGCCCGACCUCGACGGCCCCGGCAGCGCCAUCGAAGAAGCCUCCAGCGAGGAAAACAACGGCCCCUGGACGCCCCCAGACUUCGAACCCGUCGCGGCUCCCCUAAACAAGCUCCACUAUGUCUGCUACCAGGACCACCGCGCGAUGCCCCCCGCCGCAAACCGCUGGCACGCACUGCCCUGCAUGACCUGUCAGAAGUUCGACCGGGAGGUCCGCCAUCGCUGCGUGUUCUGCUGCUUGCGGAUUUGCGUGGGUUGUUAUCAGACGCUGCAGAAGAGUCCGAAUCGCUCGUUGGAGGUGUUGAUGGAUUCUUUGGGCGAGUCCUGAACCUGAACCAUAGGAUUCUCGCUACUUUUUCCUGGGUUUUAAUUAUUUCUUCGAUUUUGCGUUUUUUUCUUUACCGGCUUGCAUUGCUUGUUUGAUGUGCAAUGGAUAUCCCAUUCUGUAUUAUGCUUAUCUCGGACGGUCACCUUAUGAUUUUAUUUGCUAAUUUUCGUGUUUCAUCAUCAUUUCUCUUCUUUAUCAUUCCGAUUACUCUUCUAUUCUUUACCUUUUAUUGUCUAUUGUUUACCUUCAUGCACAUAUCAAUAAGAGCUGAGAAGAUUCUAUCUGCUAGGAUGGACUAUCUAUCCCACGUUGACCAUGUUUUGUACAUAUUUCCACCCCCUUCUUUUUCAUUCCAUUUCUUUUUUAUUAUUAUCAGUAUUGUCUACAGCAGCCUGUAUGCAGCCCUCCAAACAAAACAAAAUCUCGAUAUGAUCGCAUUCUUGCAACAGCAUUACCCACGUGGUCAAAAAGUCGGUUAGAUUUAGUUGGUUAGACCUGUAGUACCGUGCAGCCUGGAUGGAAAUAAAUAGUAUCUGCCCAUGUGGGACAUGACGCAGCUUGCAUGCAUGCUGGGGU
This is a messenger RNA of Aspergillus candidus, 2019 nucleotides long. RefSeq lists its product as uncharacterized. The record is from RefSeq and is a predicted model, not a curated record. Lineage: Eukaryota; Fungi; Ascomycota; Eurotiomycetes; Eurotiales; Aspergillaceae. The transcript is spliced from 2 exons. The coding region runs from base 319 to 1443 and encodes 374 amino acids.